Molecule: messenger RNA, 663 nt
Organism: Camelina sativa (false flax)
Lineage: Eukaryota; Viridiplantae; Streptophyta; Magnoliopsida; Brassicales; Brassicaceae
Source: RefSeq, a predicted model, not a curated record
AUGGUUCUUCCACCUCCAGUUCGCUCACAGCAUCUCGCCAGAUCUGCCGCUCCCGCUGCAACGCUUCAAGCCUUUCAAUCGGUAAUCCGGAAUCCCUGGAUACCAUGUCUUCCAGAAAAGCACAUGGACCCUCCAAUAGAUGGCUUUCACCGAACGCCUGGUCCGCCGACUCCAGAGGCUGUAGCGUCACAAGAUCUGUGGAUAUGGCACACGUUUUUUGGACCUCCAGGUACGUUAAACGAUAUCAAUGUUCUUGAUCGCUCUCCGGUUUUUGAUGAUAUAUUACAAGGUCAUGCUCCUAAAGUUAAUUACUUUGUCAACGGCCGCGAGUAUCAUUUGGCUUACUAUCUCACCGAUGCUCGCUUCGCCAUAUUCAAAAACCCGGCUCUUGUCCAUGAUAAGGAAACAAUUGGAAAGAUAAUGAGAGCGUGUAUCAUACUUCACAACAUGAUAGUAGAAGACGAACGAGAUGAGUAUAGACAGUUGGAUCCAACAGAAUUCGCACAAGUAGAAGCACACAGAACUUCACAUGUGGACUCCACAUUUUCAACUGAUAUACCUUCAAAUGUCAGCAAUAUGAUGACCAUGCUCAGCAAGCGGAAGGAAAUUCGUAAUCAGCAAAAACAUCAACAAUUGAAGGAUGAUUUGGUUGAGAAUAUCUGA